AUGUCACAUCGUGGUGGACCGAAUGUUAGUUUUUAUGACACGUAUCAAGGCCGCUUUCUUAUUGAAUUAGAAUUAAAAUUUAAUAUGUUAGACAACGCUUGUACUUGUUUACUAAUUAAUUUAAAUAUUUUUAAUGAACCACCGAUGAUACCAGAAUUUCUUUCUCCUGCAGUCAAAGCAUACAUAGAAGCAGCCGAAAGUAUUGGUUAUCCACUGGGGGAUUUCAACGGUAAAAGUCAAACAGUGUUCAUGCCACAUCAAGGAACAAUUAAUAAAGGAAAACGAUGGACUUCGCUACGAGCUUUUAUUGAUCCUAUCAUUGGAAGGAGAAACUUUCGUUUGAUUACAUCAGCUUUCGUUACCAAGAUUUUAAUUAAUGAGCAUAAUCGAGCUUACGGCGUUUUGUUCAACCAUAAAGGACAUCAGUUAACAGCAUUGGCAAAGAAAGAAGUGAUUAUAAGUGGAGGAACAUUGAAUUCUCCCAAGCUUUUAAUGCUGUCAGGAAUUGGUCCGAAAGAAGAGCUGCAAAAAUUACAGAAUCUUAAAACCAGUACAUUAUAA
Centruroides sculpturatus (bark scorpion) is the source of this 561-nucleotide messenger RNA. RefSeq names its product glucose dehydrogenase [FAD, quinone]-like. Lineage: Eukaryota; Metazoa; Arthropoda; Arachnida; Scorpiones; Buthidae. The record is from RefSeq and is a predicted model, not a curated record. Gene Ontology annotation, molecular function: flavin adenine dinucleotide binding; oxidoreductase activity, acting on CH-OH group of donors. The coding region runs from base 1 to 561 and encodes 186 amino acids. The transcript is spliced from 5 exons.